AUUGCAUAGAAGUGCAGUACACGAAAUGCAGGCCCUCCUCGUGGUUUUCUAUUUACUGGUGCUGCAGGCGCUCUUUGGAAAAUCGGAGGAUCUCCUGGAACUGGCAUGCACCUCGGACCAACAGUGUGUCCAGUUCGAUCGGGGCAGAUGCCUGGAUAACAACUGCUACUGCUUGGCACGUGGAUCCGGCGAACGCGUGCCCUGCUCUCCUCUCGAGCAGAAACUGACGAACAUAAUCGGAGGUCCGUGUCCCUGUUCUCAGCGCCAUGCGGAGUGCGAUUCUCGCAGAGAUCAGUGCAUCUGUUCGCAGGGCUAUGUGCCAAGCGAGGAUCGAAGACGUUGCCUUCCGGAAGUAGUGCCUCUGGCAGGGAAAUGCGAGUUUUCCCGACAAUGUCAGCUGGCGGAUAGGUUCAGUCUCUGCCAUCCGCCAGAAAACAAAUGCUUGUGCCGCGCGAACUUUGAAGAGCAUCAGGGUCUCUGCCUGGCCGUGCUGCAGUCCUCUUGUCGUGAGGACAUGGAUUGCGGCAGUUGUGGCGCCUCGAUUUGUCUGCCCAAGAUUAAGAAAUGCGGCUGCUCGGAGAGCUUCGUCCACAACCGGAACCUGACCAUGUGCAUAUCCGGAAUAGCUUUUGGCGAGAAGUGCGAGCACAGUCCUCCAUGUCAGGUGAAACUGGGUGCCGGUGGUCAGUGCCUGGACCACCGAUGCUCCUGCCGAGCGACUCACUAUCCCAGAACGAUGAACCACAUUUCCAGACACACGGACGAGGAGGAAGAGCCUCAGACACACGAAGCUCUCAUUUGUGAUGCGAUUAUUCCAUACGGAGCCUAUUGCCGCAACGACGCCGAUUGUCGGAUGCAGUCCAGUACAAAGAACGAUACUCCGGCUCCAAGCGCUAUGACGUGCCAGUGGGGCGAAUGCCAGUGCAGCGAGAACCACAGGUUGCAGGAUGACCAAUGCAUCUAUGUGGAGAGUGGGGCGGGAACCAAUCUACUGCUGGAGGUACUGAUGCUUCUUUCGGUUAUAGUCACAUUUCGUUUGUUCUAGAACGUUUUCCUUUGUUAACUGCGAUGUAAUCCUUGUUAAAAUGCAUUUGUUGUUGUUAAUAUUGUUGUUAAAAAUGUAUGUUUAAGUUUACAUAAAA
Molecule: messenger RNA, 1142 nt
Organism: Drosophila bipectinata
Lineage: Eukaryota; Metazoa; Arthropoda; Insecta; Diptera; Drosophilidae
Product: tenascin
Source: RefSeq, a predicted model, not a curated record